Molecule: messenger RNA, 2451 nt
Organism: Schistosoma turkestanicum
Lineage: Eukaryota; Metazoa; Platyhelminthes; Trematoda; Strigeidida; Schistosomatidae
Source: the annotation of a GenBank genome assembly
CGCAACGCGUAUAGAGGGCUUUGUAAAAGAUAACGCUACCGAGUGGCUUGUAAUCCAAGUGAUGGCUACGGCAUUUGAAACCGAAAUGGGUGUUCUACCCGAAUUGUCCAAGGCUGUGCAAGAAAUGGACUGGAUUUUACCUACCGACAUCCAAAGUGAAGCCGUCCCUUUGAUCCUCGGUGGAGGUGAUGUUUUGAUGGCCGCUGAAACUGGGAGUGGAAAAACAGGAGCAUUUUGUUUGCCUGUUCUUCAAAUUGUGUAUGAAACACUUAAGCUUUUUCAAUCUAAUAAACAGAACAAAGCUAGUGUUAUGUCGAAGCAGCCAAGCGGCCAGAUGAAGCUCAAUGUAUACGAUCGCACCGACGCUAUGGCUAUUGAUAGCAAUGGGCUGCUUUGCCAAAGUCGUGACCCAGGUGGAUGGCAUGGAGCUAGAGCAAAUCGUGGAGUAAAGGGUUCAGGUCGUUAUUACUAUGAGGCGCGCGUAACUGACGAAGGACUAUGUCGGGUUGGCUGGUCAACCCUAAAUGCGUCACAUGACGUUGGGACUGAUGCUGAAAGUUUUGGCUUUGGUGGAACUGGCAAAAUGUCACAUCGUCGACAGUUCGAUACGUAUGGUGAGGCCUUCGGUAAAGGAGAUAGUAUUGGCUGUUUCCUUGAUCUUGAUAAUGGAUCCAUAAGUUGGUCAAAAAAUGGUAAAAUGUUUGGAAAAGCUUAUGACAUUCCAGCUCCUUUUCGUUCUAAAGGAUUGUUUCCAUCAGUAUGUUUAAAAAAUGCUGAGUUAAGAUUUAAUUUUGGCGAUAGUGCAUUUGAUUUUCCACCACCAAAUGGUUGGAUAAGCAUUAGUCAAUGUCCAGAAACAAACAGUGUUGAAACUACUUUUAAAGCUACCUCAUGUGUUUCAGUCAACAAACCUAGACCAAAUGCUCCACUGGCUUUAAUUAUUGAGCCUUCUCGUGAACUAGCAGAACAAACUUAUGAACAGAUUAAAAAAUUUAAACGUUAUUUAAAAGAUCCAUGUCCUCGUGAAUGUUUACUAAUUGGCGGUGCCAACAGUAAACAACAAUUGGAUGAAUUAAAUGCUGGGGUUGAUAUUGUUGUGGCUACUCCUGGACGUUUGGAUGAUCUAAUUUCAACACAGUCUCUUUUAUUAAGUAAUUGUCGUUUUUUCGUCUUGGAUGAAUGUGAUGGUCUUCUGUCUGCCGGUUAUGGUGAUAUGGUUUCUCGAAUACACAAACAAAUACCUAAGGCUACUGCUGAUGGAAAUCGUUUACAAAUGAUUGUUUGUUCUGCAACUCUUCAUUCCAUGGAUGUCAAACGUUUAGCCAAUAAACUGAUGCAUUUUCCUGUAUGGAUAGAUCUGAAAGGUCAAGACAGUGUCCCAGAAACAGUACAUCAUGUAGUUUGCCUUAUUGAUCCUACUAAUGAUAUUUCAUGGAAAGAAUUAAUGAAAUCCAAUAAACAUAUACAAACAGAUGGUGUUCACAUGAAAGAUCAACUUAAUCCUAGUUCAAAUACACCAGAGCUUUUGUCAGAAGCUAUUAAAUUACUCAAAGGUGAAUAUGUUAUUCGUGCAAUUAAACAACAAAAUAUGGAUCGUGCACUUAUUUUCUGUCGUACUAAAUUAGACUGUGAUAAUCUUGAACAGUAUUUCAUAUCAAUGGGCGGUGGACCUAAUCGUCGUGAUUCACCAUUUAGCUGCGUUUGUCUUCAUAGUGAUCGAAGUCCUCCGGAACGUAAAGCAAAUUUGCAAAAGUUCAAGAAUGGUGAAGUUCAUUUUCUCAUAUGUACAGAUGUUGCUGCUCGUGGUAUCGAUAUUACUGGUCUUCCAUAUGUAAUCAAUGUGACAUUACCAGAUGAGAAACAAAAUUACGUUCAUAGAAUCGGUCGUGUAGGUCGUGCUGAAAGAAUGGGUCUUGCAAUUAGUUUGGUAUCAACUGUUAAAGAAAAAGUAUGGUAUCAUUCCAAUUGUUCUACACGUGGUCGAGGCUGUUACAAUACUCGUUUGUUAGAUCAAGGCGGUUGUUGUACUUGGUAUAAUGAGCCUAAUUUAUUAAGCGAAAUUGAAGAACACUUAGGUGUAACUAUUGAUACAGUGGAUAAAAAUUUAACUAUACCUGUGGAUGCAUUUGAUGGCAAAGUUGUAUAUGGUCAAAAAUUAAAACAAAUGACGCCAAAAUAUAAAAGUCAUGUAGAUAUUUUAGCUUCGUCUGUUAAAGAAUUGGAUAAUCUUGAAAAGAGAUCACAACAAGACUUUUUACGUUUACGAUUCGAUGGUGAAUUAGCGAUAUAACAUGAGUAGUGGUGCUGGUGAUGGUGAUGAUGGUCAUAGCUAACUUUGUCUAUUUCUUCUUUCAAAUUAACAAUAUUGAUUAUUGAUAAUGAUGAUGAUUAUUACUAUUCACUUGUAAAUUUACGAAUCAAUCAAUAAAUCGAAAUUGUGUGUGUGUGUGU